AGGACCUUAGGAUGGCCAGAUCCAGAGACAUCUCUGAGAGCGGGGCUUAAGAGAUAAAGAGAUGGACAGACUGGACAGGCAGGACAGGGGAAGAGGUGCUACUGAAGGCUAGUGACUGGGUAGCUGACUGGAGAACAGCCCCAGAGGAGGGAGACAGGAUGGUGGACUCAUUUCUUCAUUCCCACCUUACCAUGAAUUCCAUCACAUGGGUAUUUACCAAUGUCUGAAACAUUACUUAGGCCAGAGUUGCAGGCAGGAGCCACAGCCCUGGGGUUGCUGAAGCUGCGUGGUCCUUUGCCAGGGACACGGGAAGAGAUGGGUGAGGCAAGGCAGAGAGAGCAGAUUCCCGAAACAGUUUCAGUUCUGGAAGCUCCUGGUUCUCUGUCACAUGUAGGCCUCACCCUUUGGAUACAGUGGAGAAGCAAAGAUGGUCUGUCUCCUGGAAGGAGGGAGGUCCAACAUUUAAAAAACAAGCGCAACUAGAAGCCGUGGAAGGCUGGUUAAAUUCAGCCCGUGUACUCCCAUGAGGUGUAGUUCUGAGCGAAGUGGGGUAAGAGCCCUCCCUCUCCUGGCCCACAGCAUCCUUUCCUUGGUCCUUCUCCCUAUGUGGGCCAGGGACUUUCUGGCACUGAUGGCAGGGAAAAACUAAGGUUGAGGAGGCCCCAGCUCCAGCCUCUUCAUGCAGCCUCCCCAGUAGAGCUAGGUGAAGGGCAUUGCACCAACCAGAACCCAGACGGGGCAGGCACGAGCUCCAGUUAAAAGGACAAAGAAGUGCCAAUGCCGAAGGCGCCUGGCAGAGUGCAGGGCAAGAUACAAGCUCUUCUCCUUAUUCUCCCACAGCCCAUUGGAGUCUUCCCUGGGCUGGGCUGCUGUGGGCUCGGCCCAGACGGCCCUGUCGCCUCCAGAUCUGCCUCCAGACCUCCAGCUUCAGCCCCUUUACCGCAGACUGUAGGUGGCUCCAAGCAGAGGCACCUCAUCAGAAGGGACUGCGCUUCCUCCUCCCGGGACAGAUCUGGACUCCGAGUCCUGGAGCCUGAAGCUGGUGCACCACCCUCAGGAGUGUGUCUCCGCGGUCGCCAUCCCCACCUCCCCGCUGCGGGAGCUGACAGCUGCGACCAAGGGCCAUGUGGGCGCCGACCAGAAAGCCCUUAGACAGAAGCAGCCUAUAACCAACCGACCAAACAAGGCGUGUGCAACCACAGCCUCGGCACCAUGGAGGCCCCAUAUUCCAUGACUGCACACUAUGAUGAGUUCCAGGAAGUCAAGUAUGUAAGCCGGUGUGGCACCGGGGGCGCCCGAGGGACCUCGCUGCCUCCAGGCUUCCCGAGGGGCGCAGGGCGCAGCGCUAGCGGGACCCGGACCGGGCUGCCACGUUGGAAUCGACGCGAGGUGUGCCUGCUCUCGGGUCUGGUGUUUGCCGCCGGCCUCUGCGCCAUCCUGGCGGCCAUGCUGGCGCUCAAGUACCUGGGCCCGGGAGCGACAGGCGGUGGCGGAGCCUGUCCCGAGGGCUGCCCCGAGCGCAAGGCCUUCGCGCGCGCCGCCCGCUUCCUGUCUGCCAACCUGGACGCCAGCAUCGACCCGUGCCAGGACUUCUACUCGUUCGCGUGCGGGGGCUGGUUGCGGCGCCACGCCAUCCCCGACGACAAGCUCACCUACGGCACGAUCGCGGCCAUCGGCGAGCAGAACGAGGAGCGUCUGCGGCGCCUGCUGGCGAGACCCGCGGGAGGCCCCGGCGGCGCUGCGCAGCGCAAGGUGCGCGCCUUCUUCCGCUCGUGCCUCGACAUGCGCGAGAUCGAGAGGCUCGGGCCUCGGCCCAUGCUCGAGGUCAUCGAAGACUGCGGCGGCUGGGACCUGGGCGGCGCGGCCGAUCGCCCGGGGGCGGCUCGCUGGGACCUCAACCGACUGCUGUACAAGGCGCAAGGCGUGUACAGCGCGGCCGCGCUCUUCUCGCUCACAGUCAGCCUGGACGACAGGAACUCCUCGCGCUACGUCAUCCGCAUUGACCAGGACGGGCUCACCCUGCCUGAGAGAACCCUGUACCUAGCUCAAGAUGAGGAGAGUGAGAAGAUCCUGGCUGCAUACAGGGUGUUCAUGGAGCGUCUUCUCAGGCUACUGGGGGCGGAUGCUGUGGAACAGAAGGCUCAAGAGAUCCUUCAACUGGAACAGAGGCUGGCCAAUAUCUCUGUAUCAGAAUAUGACGAUCUCCGUCGGGAUGUCAGCUCCAUGUACAACAAAGUGACCCUGGGGCAGCUGCAGAAGAUCACCCCCCACUUGCGGUGGAAGUGGCUGCUGGACCAAAUCUUCCAGGAGGACUUCUCUGAGGACGAGGAGGUGGUGCUGCUGGCCACAGACUACAUGCAGCAGGUGUCUCAGCUCAUCCGCUCCACACCCCGCAGGAUCCUACACAACUACCUAGUGUGGCGUGUGGUGGUGGUUCUGAGUGAGCACCUGUCCCCACCAUUCCGUGAGGCACUGCACGAACUGGCCAGAGAGAUGGAGGGCAGUGACAAACCCCAGGAGUUGGCCCGAGUCUGCCUGGGCCAGGCCAACCGCCACUUUGGCAUGGCUCUUGGUGCCCUCUUUGUACAUGAGCACUUCUCAGCUGCCAGUAAAGCCAAGGUACAGCAGCUGGUGGAAGAUAUCAAGUACAUCUUGGGCCAGCGCCUGGAGGAGCUGGACUGGAUGGACGCCCAGACCAAGGCAGCAGCUCGGGCCAAGCUCCAGUACAUGAUGGUCAUGGUUGGCUACCCAGACUUCCUGCUGAAACCUGAGGCUGUAGACAAAGAAUAUGAGUUUGAGGUUCAUGAGAAGACCUACUUCAAGAACAUCCUGAACAGCAUCCGAUUCAGUAUCCAGUUGUCUGUCAAGAAGAUUCGACAGGAGGUGGACAAAUCCACGUGGCUGCUCCCGCCACAGGCUCUCAAUGCCUACUAUCUACCCAACAAGAACCAAAUGGUUUUCCCAGCUGGCAUCCUGCAGCCCACCCUGUAUGACCCUGACUUCCCACAGUCUCUGAACUACGGGGGCAUCGGCACCAUCAUUGGACAUGAACUGACCCAUGGCUACGAUGACUGGGGGGGCCAGUAUGACCGCUCAGGAAACCUACUGCAUUGGUGGACAGAGGCUUCCUACAGUCACUUUCUGCGCAAGGCCGAGUGCAUUGUUCGCCUCUAUGACAACUUCACGGUCUACAACCAGCGGGUGAAUGGGAAGCACACACUCGGUGAGAACAUCGCCGACAUGGGAGGCCUCAAGCUGGCCUACUAUGCCUAUCAGAAGUGGGUCCGGGAGCAUGGCCCAGAGCACCCGCUGCAUCGGCUCAAGUACACACACAACCAGCUUUUCUUCAUUGCCUUUGCCCAGAACUGGUGCAUCAAGCGACGGUCGCAGUCCAUCUACCUGCAGGUGCUGACAGACAAACACGCGCCCGAGCACUACCGGGUCCUGGGCAGCGUGUCCCAGUUUGAGGAGUUCGGCCGGGCCUUCCACUGUCCCAAGGACUCUCCCAUGAAUCCUGUCCACAAAUGCUCUGUGUGGUGAGCCUGGCUGUCUGCCUGUCUACCUGCACGCCCCCACUGCCCUGCACGGAUCACCUCCACCAGCUGCUGGGGCAGCAUGAGCCCCAUGCUGCUCCAGGUCUACAUGCCUUCCAACCUUUAAGAGACUGUCUUCCCAUCCCCUACAGUCCUUUGCUUCAGCAAGGGCCUGGAGUAGGGGUAAGGCUGGGUUCUGGGGGCACUCGAGGAGGAGAUAGGAGGUCCCCACACCUGGCUCCAGGCAGCUGGACCCCAGCUGGGGCUGGACUGUACAGGUCCUGCUGAUGUGUUCUUGCUGAUAAGUCUGGUCAAUAAAGCUGCUGUGCCAUCUGUCA
Molecule: messenger RNA, 3871 nt
Organism: Peromyscus californicus insignis
Lineage: Eukaryota; Metazoa; Chordata; Mammalia; Rodentia; Cricetidae
Gene: Ecel1
Product: endothelin converting enzyme like 1
Exons: 18
Coding region: 1213-3540 (775 amino acids)
Biological process (GO): protein processing
Cellular component (GO): plasma membrane
Molecular function (GO): metalloendopeptidase activity
Source: RefSeq, a predicted model, not a curated record